AUGCUCGGCAAGAUCGCCCUUGAAGAGGCCUUUGCCCUCCCCCGCUUCGAAGAGAAGACCCGCUGGUGGGCUUCUCUCUUUUCCACAGACCCAGAAACCCACGUCAAGGAAAUCACGGACAUCAACAAGAUCCGCAUUGACCAUGCAGACAAGUACGGUGUCGGCUACCAAAUCCUUUCUUAUACCGCACCUGGUGUCCAGGAUAUCUGGGAUCCAGCCGAGGCUCAAGCACUAGCGGUUGAGAUCAAUGAUUAUAUCGCAGAGCAGAUUAAGGGCAGGCCGGAUCGGUUUGGGGCUUUUGCAACACUAUCCAUGCAUAACCCCGAAGAAGCGGCCGCCGAGCUCCGCCGCUGCGUCGAGAAAUACGGCUUUCUCGGCGCCCUCGUAAACGACACGCAACGAGCUGGCCCAGACGGUGACGACAUGAUCUUCUACGACAAUGCCUCAUGGGACGUCUUCUGGAAAACAGCUACAGACCUCGACGUCCCCCUCUAUUUACACCCACGGAACCCCACAGGCACAAUCUACAAUAAGCUCUGGGCUGACAGGAAAUGGCUCGUCGGACCGCCACUCAGCUUCGCACAAGGUGUCUCCCUACACGCCUUGGGAAUGGUAACCAACGGUGUUUUUGACAGACACCCGAAGCUGCAGAUCAUUCUGGGUCAUCUGGGCGAGCACAUCCCGUUCGACAUGUGGCGGAUAAACCACUGGUUUGAGGACCGGAAGAAGAUUCUGGGGCUUGCGGAGACGUGUAAGCGGACCAUACGGGAGUAUUUUGCAGAUAACCUCUGGAUCACAACGUCAGGCCACUUUUCAACCACCACGUUGAACUUCUGUAUGAGUGAGGUUGGGUCCGAUCGGAUCUUGUUCUCGAUUGAUUAUCCGUUUGAGACAUUCCCGGAUGCUUGUGAGUGGUUUGAUGCUGCGGAGUUGAAUCUGGUCGACAAGAAGAAGAUUGGGAAGGAUAAUGCGAAGAAGUUGUUUAAGCUGGGCGCGUAUAAGGAUUCUGAGGCUUAG
Molecule: messenger RNA, 1017 nt
Organism: Aspergillus puulaauensis
Lineage: Eukaryota; Fungi; Ascomycota; Eurotiomycetes; Eurotiales; Aspergillaceae
Product: amidohydrolase family protein
Exons: 2
Coding region: 1-1017 (338 amino acids)
Biological process (GO): secondary metabolic process
Cellular component (GO): cytoplasm; cytosol
Molecular function (GO): carboxy-lyase activity; hydrolase activity
Source: RefSeq, a predicted model, not a curated record